AUGUUGAACGCUGACCGGAAAGACUACGAGCGCAUCUGUGCUGAGUUUGGUGUUUCAGACUUACAUUCGAUUCUCAAAAAAUUGGAAGAGAAGAAGAGAGAGAGGGCACAACAUAAGUGUAAGAAUGGGGGGAUUCCCUACGAUGGAGAUGCGGCGGAGAUAAACUGCCUUAAGAGUUCUGGGAGAAGGACGGAUUAUAAUACUAAGGGCCGAAUGCAAAAGGGCACAGAGCUCAGUCAGGCGGAUGGAGAAGUCAACCUUCUUGAUACAGGGCUGGAUCUGACAGAUGGAGAGGCCACUCUUCUCUCUACAGAGUUUAAACUUUCCAACGUGGACUUUGUUAUCAAAAUUCAGGACCUUAAAGCUCAUGAAAGAGAGGAUGCCCUCUUUGCAUGUGUUCUGACACACCCACUGCCCAGGAUCACAUGGAUGGGCAAGGGCAGCACCCUGGAGGAUGGAGAGAAAUACAGCAUAACUGUGUCAGACCACAAACUGAUCCACCGGCUGGUGAUCAAGGACUGCAACCAGCUGGACAAAGGCAUCUAUUCAGCUGUGGCUGGCGUUAAGUCCUGCAGUGCCUGGCUGGUUGUUCAAGCUGAGAGCGACCCUGCAUCUGCUGGACUGAAGAAAGCUCGUAAAAAUACCUUGGCUGGUGGAGCACACAUCGACCUUGAGAAGGUGGCCAGAGAGCAACAAAUAAAAAACAGAGAGGAGAUGGAGAAGAUUUUAGCAGCCGUAAAAGCAAAAGACAGAGAAGGACAACUGAAAGAAGGAAAGGCUUUAAUGACAAAUGGAAGAGAUGGUGAAAUAAGUGCAGUCACUGGAAUGGAGUCCGGUGGCAGAGGUGUUGAUGGAGUGGACAACCAGAACCAAACAUUUGUCAAAAGUCAAAAUGAAGUGACUGGUUCUGAUGGAAAUAAAGACCCCACUGGGUUUGUCAGACACCGAAAGCACAAAAACAGGGUCCAUUGGAAACAAACACCUGACCAAGAUCAAAAUGGACUAGCAGGUGACGAAGUAUAUGACGAUCAAGCAAGUGACGAUCAAGCAAGUGAUGAUCAACCAAGUGAUGAGGAAGUGGAAGCAAGUGACGAUGAAGAAACUGAAGAGGAAGCAAGUGAUGAUAACGAAAGUGACAAGGAAGCAAGUGAAAGCAUUGAGAACGAGGACUCUACUGGCCAGGGCAAACAUUCACGUUCAAAACAUAGCAAAAGACGAAAGAAACACCCAAGUGACAAUCAAGCAAGUGACGAGGAAGCAAGUGACAAUCAAGCAAGCAACAAUGAAGAAGGUGAUGAGCAAGCAAGUGAAAGCAUUGAGAAUGAGGACUCUACUGGCCAGGUCAAGCAUUCACGUUGUUCAAAGCAAAGCAAAAGGCAAAAGAAACAUCCAAGUGACGAGGAAGCAAGUGAUGAUCAAGAAAUUGACGAAGAAGCAAGCGACAGUGUUGAGAACAAGGACUCUACUGGCCAGGUCAAGCAUUCACGUCGUUCAAAGGAAAGCAAAAGGCGAAGGAAAGCAGUCAAUGAUCCAGGGGUUCAUUUCAUCUGUGGCUUGUCUGAUGUCAAUGCUGUCAUCAAUGAGACUGCUGAGUUGACAUGUAAGCUCAGCAGUGAAGACUGUGAGGGAGUCUGGUUCAGAGACGGCAAAAAGAUAUCUCCAGAUGACAAUUUCAGUAUCACUAAAGAUGGUGCGAUCCAUAAAUUAGUUAUAAUUGGGUGCAAUGAAGAGCACUCUGGAAAAUACCGCUUUGAGGCAGACGGUCGUAAAACAGAGGCAAUGUUCAACGUCAAAGAUCCCCCGAGGUUUGACCCUAAAGACCUCAGUGCUUUCAGUGAGCCUGUGACAGUUAGAGUGGGCCACAGUGCCAUCUUCAAGCUGCAUUUUGUUGGCCAUGAACCCAUAAAAAUAAAGUGGUACAGAGAAGGAGAAGAGCUCCUUGAUGACAACAACACAAGGAUAGAGAAAUCUGCAAGUCACAGCCGCUUGCUCCUGAGUAGGUGCCAGAGAAAGGACAUGGGAGAGAUCAAGAUCAAGCUCAAGAAUGAAGACGGCUUCACUGAGGCAAUUUCACAGUUAAUUGUGCUUGACAAACCAACUCCACCCCUGGGUCCAGCAGAGGUAACUGAGAGCUCAGCUAUGAGUAUUGAAUUUAAGUGGCGGCCUCCAAAAGAUGAUGGAGGCUCACCGGUGAUUAACUACAUAAUGGAGCGACAGCAGGUGGGACGAAACACCUGGAAGAAAAUAGGGGAAAUCCCAGGUGUGGCCAGCUACCGAGAUACAGACGUUGACCGUGGUCGGAAAUAUUGUUACCGAAUCCGGGCUGUGACUGCAGAGGGUAUAAGUGAAGUGAUGGAGACUGAUGAAAUGCAAGCUGGCACACUUGCUUUUCCCGGCCCUCCAGCACCUCCAAAAGUGGUUAGCGCCUGUGACGACUGCAUCAACAUUUCCUGGGCUCCUCCAAGUAACACCGGAGGUUCCCGUAUCCUCGGCUAUAUUCUGGAGAAACGCAAGAAGGGAAGUAACCUCUGGGCUGUUGUCAACGCCAUGGAUGAGCUAAUAAAAGAGAAGACAUAUGCUGUGAAAGAUGUUGUGGCAGGAAUGGAGUAUGAAUUCAGAGUCACUGCCAUAAACCUCUCAGGAGUCGGUGAAUUUAGCAACCCAUCAGAGUUUGUAUUUGCACGGGAUCCAAAGAAGCGUCCUGGUAAAGUUACAGGCCUGAAGGUGACAGAAACUUCCUACAGCCACUUGGUCCUGACUUGGACCAAACCUGAAGACAAACCAGGGAUACAGGAUGAAGCAAGGGGAUAUUUUGUGGAGAUUCGUCCUGCAGAGUGCAUUGAGUGGUCCCGCUGUAAUACCACUCUCAUCAUCACAACUACCUACAGUGUGAGAGGCCUAAAGUCCAUGGGCAUGUACUGGAUGAGAGUGAUUGCGAUUAAUGAUGGAGGAGAAAGUGAUCCCGAGGAGCUGGCCAACUAUGUCCUUGCAAUGCCCUCGCCUGUGAGGCCAAAGUUCACAAACCACAAGAUGAAGAGUUUCAUGGUUGUGAGAGCGGGAAACUCUGUCAGAAUCACAGUGAAUUUUGAGGCCUCUCCACGACCACAUAUUAUGUGGCUGAAGGACAACGUGCCGGUGACAAAGCGAGUUACAAUCAGUAACUCUGACGGCUCAUCCCAGCUGCUGAUCCCCUCAUCUGAGCGCUCUGAUUCUGGCAUUUACUCCAUUUUGGUGAAAAAUCUUGCAGGGCAGGAGACAUUCAGUACAGAGGUCAGAGUAACAGAUGAUCCAAAGCCUCCUGGACCGGUAGAGCUGGAGGAAAAUGUGCCCGGCACCAUAUCGGUGAUCUGGGAGCCUUCUCCUGAUGAGAAGCGCGAUGACCGCCUCCAUUACACAGUGUCCAAACUUGACUCCACCAAACGCACAUGGACCACGGUGGCUGACAGGCUCUUCAAUAACAAGUUCACAGUCUGCAACAUCAUGCAGGGGAGGGAAUAUCAUUUUCGAGUGUAUGCCAAAAACGACAUGGGCAUAUCUGCACCUUCAGAGUCGCCAACCUGUGGGACAGAGAAGAAGAGAGAAAAAUUUGUGGUGAGCGUACCGACCAGGAAAGACUGUGAUUUGCGAUGUGCUCCGACCUUCAUUGUACCCUUGAAGCUUCACACUGCACCCAAAGGCUAUGAAUGUUAUAUGAGCUGUGCAGUGAAGGGAAACCCCACACCUCGAAUCACGUGGUAUCGGAAUCACAUCAGCCUAAACACUAACACCAACUACUACAUCUCCAACACCUGCGGCGUCUGCUCCAUGUUAAUUCUACGUGUAGGCCCCAAAGACACGGGGGAGUACACCAUCACUGCAGAGAACGCCCUCGGACGCACCGAGUGCUCCACUGUCCUCAGCGUCAGAGGUGUGAAUAUGACAGCAGCGCACAUGGUGGCGGAGGAUCAGCCACUCCCGGCAGGCAGCCCAGCCCCCCUGCUCCCCCCUGCUCUUCCUGAAUGGCCGAUCACGCUGCCUGCGGUCCACGCCUCCCUGCCUCAUCCUCUGCUCUACCUCUUCAUCAAGAACUCGCUGCAGCCUCUCGGUACCUUAUUGCGCGGUGAUUGA
Messenger RNA from Plectropomus leopardus (leopard coralgrouper), 4107 nucleotides. The record is from RefSeq and is a predicted model, not a curated record. Lineage: Eukaryota; Metazoa; Chordata; Actinopteri; Perciformes; Serranidae.